Molecule: messenger RNA, 1253 nt
Organism: Hyaloscypha bicolor E
Lineage: Eukaryota; Fungi; Ascomycota; Leotiomycetes; Helotiales; Hyaloscyphaceae
Exons: 2
Coding region: 324-950 (208 amino acids)
Source: RefSeq, a predicted model, not a curated record
ACCUCGCCCCGCGAACUUCUCUGCCUAGACGACGAGCAGACGGGUAGGGCUUUAGUUUGAAAUUAUCGAGCCUUUUCACCUUCGAUUCCAUCCGAAGGAACGUUGUGCCCAGAGGCUUGCUCGCUGAGCUCUGACUGCCGAUGAGUCCGGAGGCCACCUUCCAAAUCUGGAAGUCAAAGAUGUCUAAAAGCAAGAUUCGCGAUGGAGACAUCACUCCCUCUUUCUCUCCACCAACUUGCAACGACCUCACUCUUCACCUCACCCCUUGUCUUCAAGUCUCAGCGCGACACCGCCUCUCCAAGAUCGGUUGCAUCGUCACCUAAAUGGCGCCCCAGUUACGCUCGACAACGGCUGGACGUGGUAGACCUGCAGGACCAACACGGGCUGCCUUGUCGAGAAUCGCCAAGUCAAAACCAAUCGCCUCUCAACACAGGGUCUUCGCCUUUCGCCCUCGUCGUCAGCAACCCUCGUAUGUUGCUUUUGAUGAUGAUUAUUUGGAUGAAUUAAACCCAGAAUUCAUCCAUGGCGAUGAGAUGGAGCCCGAGGGCAAGGACAUCCAGCAAGAUGUGGAGGUGUUAGCAGAUGGAAUGAUUGGCACCGAUGAUGAAAUCGGCGAGAUUAUCGAGGGGGCCGAACAAGAGCAUGAUGGCUUGGAUGCGGGUGACAGAGUUAGAGUCAGGCCUGAAGAGGAGGAGUUUGAGAACCGGACUACGGACAUGGUGGAAGACUGUGUGGUAGUUCGAGCAAAGGAUCUCAAGUUCCAUGACGAGCGCCAUCUCGAGGCCGGUUUGGUGACACCGAGCCAGCAAAUUGUUACACGCCGCGACUACGACAAUUUGAUGGGGAACUACCUGAAGGUGUGUGUGGAGAACGAGAUGCUCCGUGCUGCCCCAUCUAAACCACAGGUGAAGGAGUACACGUUGAUCAGAAUUUCGUGCAGUAUAAUGUGAGGACAUAAUUCUCGCAAGGGCCAUCGUGAGGAGAUAUUGCAGUUGCUGGAGGUCUGGUAUUUUGAGGAGUGUGUCUCGAAACAGAAAUUGCGGGGGGAACUUCAAAGCAAAUGUAUCACAAUACCGGUAGCUGAGGAUCAACCUCUACAGUUCUCUCAUUUCAAUGCAACUCAUCAACACCAUCCCUCUCUAUCCCAACCUCUCCCCUCCCAAACUCCAAUCACUCCCUUCCCGACCGUGAAAGGUCCAUACACCCACUACGCAACCCACGCAACCAACGGAUCCCAAACCUCCAAUCACUCC